Messenger RNA from Protobothrops mucrosquamatus (brown spotted pit viper), 5382 nucleotides. RefSeq names its product zinc finger BED-type containing 4 (gene ZBED4). The record is from RefSeq and is a predicted model, not a curated record. Bases 524 to 4027 code for a protein of 1167 amino acids. Gene Ontology annotation, molecular function: DNA binding; protein dimerization activity. Lineage: Eukaryota; Metazoa; Chordata; Lepidosauria; Squamata; Viperidae. The transcript has 3 exons.
AUGCGUAGUCCGAGCCGGGGCGUCCGAGCCGGGGGAGUCGAGUUCAGUGUCGCUGUAGCGGGAGACAAAGCAAGUGGGAAAAUGAAUGGGACCGGGAUACGCGAACCUUCCUGUUAACCUCGUCGGCGCCGGCAGGUAGAGCGAGAGGCGCUGGAAGGAGAGGAUUGAAGAAAAUGCUGAUCUCUUCUUUCAGUAAAGUGUGAAAGUUACUUUGUCUCCUAGUUCAUGUGAGACCUAAUUAGAAAGAUGAAACCUACGAGAUGAUAGAAGCAGAUAGUAGAACUGAAUGUAUACUCAACUACUUCUUGACUUCCCACCCUGCAACACAAAGGACAUAGUGCCAGCUCUAUAAAGAAUGGUAUAGAAUCUGGAAAUCUAAAGAUCCUGGGAGUCAGACAACGGGGCCUAAAACACAACGUUUUGUUUUACCUUUUAUCUUUUUACAUGAUUUAAAAUACAUUUAAUUUGAAUUCCAAAUCUUCAUUAAGAUAUGAAUACACAGCAGAAAUAACUGAGCUUAAUCAUGGAUACAAAUAUAGCGGAGUCUCCACAAAUCAGUGAUAAUUUGAUGAUGGAUAAAAUCAACAAUUUAAAAGUGGAACCAGAAGACGAUAGUAAUUGUAUUUUAGAAGCAAUAGAUAUAAAAACUGAAAAAGAAGAUCUAAGACAGAUCGACAGCAGUGAUGAACAGGAUGACAGAGAAAAGAAUUUUGCCCGUAACAACUCAGACAAAUUCAUCUCUGCAGAGAAUGAGGAUGAUUAUGGUUCUCUUUUUUCUCAAUAUAGCAGUACUCUCUAUGAUGUUGCAAUGGAAGCUGUAACACAGAGUCUUCUUUCAAGCAGAAACAUAAGCUCCCGAAAAAAGUCCCCUGCUUGGAACCACUUCUUUAUAUCUCCUAGAGACAGUACCAAAGCAAUAUGUAUGUACUGUAUGAAAGAAUUUAGCAGAGGUAAAAAUGAGAAAGACUUAAGCACAAGUUGUCUAAUGAGGCAUGUGAGGAGAGCUCAUCCAACUGUACUCAUUCAGGAAAAUGGAAAUAUACCAGCUAUAUCUUCCUUUUCUUCAUCUCCUACAUUACUAUUGCCACCUCAGCCUGCAGAGGCUGGAGAUUUAACUCAAGUGCUAACUCCUAUAAAAUUAAUUAAAAGAACUUGUUCUAAGAUUCCAUCCCCAGAUCAAAUUAUGGAGGAAUCUGUUCCUGUGGUUUCUAUUGAAGAAAUACCUUCAGAUUUAUCACAUACUGAAAAGAACAAUAAAGAAGAAGCUGGUGUUGGAUUAUCACUACACCUGCCCAACAGUCAAUGUGAAGAAAUGGUGGACAAUAUAGCAGAGAAAACUGUUCAAGUUCCUAAGACUACAUCUGGCUCAAGGAGAAGAUCUGCUGUAUGGAAACAUUUUUAUUUAUCUCCUCUAGAUAACUCAAAAGCUGUUUGCAUUCACUGUAUGAAUGAAUUCAGCAGAGGAAAGAAUGGAAAAGAUCUUGGAACUAGCUGCUUAAUACGGCACAUGUGGAGAGCUCAUCGUUCUAUUGUUCUGCAGGAGAAUGGAGGAGGUUCAAGCAUACCCCCUCUGUACUCUGCUCCUCCAACUUUAUUACCACCUUUAUUAGCUUCAGAUGGAGACCCAAGUUCUGUAUCAUCUGGAAAAUUAGCUAAAGAACCAACAUCUGUUUGCUCUUCUCCAGACAGAAUAGCUGAAGAAAAUAAUUCCAAUCUUCCUUUGGGAGAUACUCUGAUGGAGGAUUCCUCAUUGUUUUCAUCAGCAGAAGAUAUAGGGGAAGCUACUUUAGUUUCUUCUCCUGAAAAAAGCCCAUUGUUACUGGAACAUAGCUCUGUUUUUCAUCAGAAUAAACGCAUAAUGCGAAAGCUGAAAGCUGAAGUAUGGAAUCAUUUUUCUUUGUCUCCAGGGGAUAAUCUAAAAGUUAUAUGUAGACACUGUAGCUGUAUGUUAAACCAUGGGAGAAAAGGUGAUUUAGGCACAAGUUAUUUGACAAGACACUUAUACAGGAGGCAUCCUGAAGUUAUAGGAAUCCAAAAGAGCUUUAUAGAUACCAGUUUAGCAAAUUCUCCUUAUGCUACCUUGGCUUCUGCAGAACGUUCAGCUUCAAAACUGACUGACUUGCCCACAAUGGUUACUAAUGAAACUCAAGUCAUAUUUCCUGUUAGUAGCAAAAAGACCUCAAAACUGUGGAAUCAUUUUUCAAUUUGUUCUGCAGAUUCAACUAAAGUAAUAUGUAUGCACUGUGGACGUACAAUAAGUCGAGGGAAGAAGCCAACCAAUUUGGGAACCAGUUGCCUUUUAAGACAUUUACAACGGUUUCAUAAUCAUGUCCUAAAACCAGAUGCCUCAGAGCCAGUAUUGUCCUCUUCUAAAAAUAAUCAUGUACCUCUGAGCACAGAUCUUUUGGGAUCUUCAUCUUUUGAUGAAGCCACUGACAAGUUUUCUGACACGCAUCCUGUUGCCAAAAAAAUUACAAGUCUUGUUGCUGAAAUGAUUGCACUUGAUCUUCAGCCAUAUUCUUUUGUAGAUAAUAUUGGUUUUAAUAGAUUGCUUGAAUACUUGCAACCUCAGUAUUCAUUGCCUUCACCAUCUUAUUUUUCUCAUACUGCGAUUCCUGAUAUGUAUGAUAGUGUGAAAGAAAUAAUUGUUUCACAUCUUAAAGAAGCUGAAAGUGGUGUAGUCCAUUUUACCUCUGGAAUAUGGAUGAGCAAUCAAACUCGGGAAUAUCUAACUCUCACAGCUCAUUGGGUAACAUUUGGGUCACGAGUUCGACCACAGUGUGAAGAUUACCAUUGUUCAGCUUUAUUAAAUGUUUCACAGAUUGAUUGUGACUAUAAUGGUAUCAGCAUUCAGAAGCAACUAGAAUAUUGGUGGGAAACCUGGAUAACAUCAAUUGGGCUACAGAUUGGGAUUACUGUUACAGAUAAUCAGACAAUAGGAAAAACUUUAAAUGAAGGGGAACAUUCAAGUGUGCAAUGCUUUUGUCACACAGUGAAUCUCAUAGUGAAUGAAGCUAUUAAAAGCCAGAGGAUGGUUCAAAACCUGCUUAGCAUUGCCAGAAAGAUAUGUGAACGUGUUCAUCGCUCACCGAAAGCAAAAGAGAAAUUGGCAGAGCUACAGAAAGAAUAUCAUUUGCCACAGCAUCAGCUAAUCCAAGAUGUCCCAUCAAAAUGGAAUACAUCAUUUCAUAUGCUUGAAAGGCUAAUUGAACAGAAAAGAGCUAUUGAUGAAAUGUCUAUAGAGUGUAGCUUCAGGGAGUUAAUAAGCUGUGAUCAGUGGGAAGUGAUGCAGUCUGUCUGUCAUGCACUCAAACCAUUUGAAGUUGCAAGUAGAGAGAUGAGUACGCAUAUAUCUACCUUAAGCCAAGUAAUUCCAAUGAUUCAUAUUCUAAACCGGAAAAUUGAACUACUGUUUGAGGAAACAAUGGGCAUAGAUACUAUGCUAAAGUCCUUAAAAGAAGCUAUGGUGAGUCGAUUAUCCUCCAUACUCCAUGAUCCAAGAUACAUUUUUGCUACACUUUUAGACCCUCGUUAUAAGACCUCCUUAUUCACAGAAGAAGAAGCAGAACAGUAUAAACAGGACUUAAUCAGGGAGCUAGAAAUACUAAAUGCUACCUCAGAUGAUAAUAAACCAGUUUCCAAUGGUUGUGGUAUAGGUUCAUCAUCUAAAAUCUCUUACGGGGACAAUAGUCUUUGGUCACUAAUGGAAGACAUGAAAAAAGCAAAACUUACAAAAGAAAAGACUAAGUUGCCAGAAGAAAUGGUGCUUUUGUAUCUGGAGGAAGAAGUGCUUGAACAUAACUGUGAUCCCCUCACUUACUGGAAUUUUAAGAAAUCAUCUUGGCCAGUAUUGUCAAAAUUGGCUGUUCGAUUCCUAGGUUGUCCUCCAAGCAUCGUUCCAUCAGAGAGAUUAUUCAGUACAUCCAAUGAAAGCAUCAGCUUUAGUCAAUCAAGACUAACAAUGGAACACUUUGAAAAACUUAUAUUUUUGAAAGUAAAUCUUCCUUUGAUAUACUUCCAGUAUUGAAAUUAAUGAACAGGCUGCCAGUCUAAACUUGUUAUUCACUGGAUAAUUACUAUAUUUGUAACUUAAUUGCUCCAUUUAGGGGCCAUGUAUGACAGCUAAUCAAUGCCUCUUGUUUGAAACUUAGUUAUAUUUUUCAGUUCUCUCUAUGUCUACAUGUGCCUUAUCAGUAGUCCUUCAGGCCAGAUAUAGUGUACAUACAUCUUUUUUUAAAAAAAAAUCCUAUUAGAAUUAGCCUUGUCUUUGUCCAAACUAUUAAAAAAUGUAGCUUUUGAUUGAAUAUUGUAAAUGAAAUUUUAAAACAUUUUGAAUAGAAUGGCAAAAUGGAUGUAAAGAGUUCUAUUACGUAGCUUUUUAUUCAAUUAUGUAAAAAAACAGAAACCAGGUACUGUAUAUUAGCUGAACAUUGCUUUAAUUGCAGAAAAAGCUGUAUAUAAAGGUGGAAAUGAAGCCAUCUUCCUAUUUAGCAGGUUUUAACUGCAGGCUUAAUGUUCUUAUGUUCAACUAUGUAUGUACUAAAGAGGGCAGUUGAAUUAGUAUUUGACUAAACUUAGAGUUAUUAAGAAACACCAGUUAUACAGUAAUCUAAAUUUGCCAUUCAUGGUCUUUAUUCAGGUUUUUUUUUACACUGUAACUGAAUUAGAGCUUGAGUAUUUAUAAGGUUUUUGGGUGUUUAUUUUCAAAAUUUUCCAAUUAAUGUUUGUUAUUUAAUGCAGUGCAUUGAAAGAUAAAAAUAUAAAGGGGCAUCAUGCCAAGUCUUUUACAAUUGAAUGAAUUAAAACAUUAAUUCUUGGGAAAAUGUAGUUAAGGUUUCCCAUGUAACUGAAAAUUAUAUAUGGCAUUCUUCUCUUAUUUCUGUUACAUGAACUUUAUUAUCAGUGAAUAUCCUUUCUAAGGUUGUGCAAAUACUUUGGAAAAGGUGCUUCAGAACACGCAGGACUUGCAUCGGAUCGUCCUUGCAUGCACAGGCACUUCACAUGCACCUGAAGAAUUUGCACAGCCCGUAGACAGGAGUCCUGCAUAGAAUGUUAUAUCGUAGAACUGACCAUAAUUGAUAGUGUCUAUCAGCCAAGUAGGAUAUUGUAGAAUUUUAAUAAUCCUCAGGCAGCAGGUAAGAAUAGCCAGCAUUUACAUUUGCUGUCCACAUUUUAAAAGAAUUUAAAAUAAUAUUUCUCCCCCUCCUCUUCCCAUCUCCCCCAAUGCAUUGAUAAAAUUCUUUGGAAAAAUAAAUUAACUACAGCUUUUAGGAAAGAUGUAGUUUUGUUAAAAUACUGUACUGUAUGUCUGCCUAAUUUUUGCAUUUAUUAUGUUUUAGUGUAUUUAUAAAUGAUGGAUUCAGUUUCUGAAAUUAAACAUCU